Messenger RNA from Peronospora belbahrii, 909 nucleotides. The record is from the annotation of a GenBank genome assembly. NCBI's taxonomy places the organism in Eukaryota, Oomycota, Peronosporomycetes, Peronosporales, Peronosporaceae.
AUGACAGUCCUGCGAAGUUUCGUACGUGGCUAUCGACGUCUCGUGGCAACGUUAGUGUCACCACCAAGCUGUCCAAUUUGUUUUGAAAGUGUACCAGUGGUAGAGUUACGUGACGUAAAGGAUAAAAACGUCGACAAGGCGUAUGCAAAGUUACAUUGUCGUCACUAUUUUUGUGUUGACUGUAUUCGAAAGUAUAUUGAAAUGAAGAUUAAAGCACGAGAAGUAGAUGAAGAUCAAUUGGUGUGUCCUGUGGUUGAUUGCAAGCAGAGUAUGAAGAAGGAGGAUAUAAGACACAUUAUUAGUCUGGAAGAAAUGGUCAACUAUCAAGCGGUUGUGAAGCGUAAACGCAAUGAGAAAAAUCCAAGUGCGCGGUGGUGUCCGAGACCAGGCUGCGACGAGCUAAUUAUCUGUGAAACUACGGGAAACUUUACGUGCCCGACAUGCAUGACAGUGGGCUGCUUUCGCUGUCGAGGAUAUGGACAUCGGUUCUGGUUCUGUCGUGGCGAGGAAGAUGAGUCAUAUCUUGCGUGGGAAGCAUCAGUGGGCAAGCAAAAAGCAGUACGGGCAUGUCCCCAUUGCCAAAUGCGGAUCUGGAAGAAUGAAGGUUGCAAUCAUAUGACAUGCACACAUUGCCGGUUCGAGUACUGCUGGGUUUGCGAAAGUGCAUGGGAUGCCAGUCACUAUACGUGCUACAGCCUGCCGUUUUUAGGGGCCUCAACAGUUUGGGGACGUUGGUUGCAGCGCACGUUGGGGUAUACUGCUAUUGUGUUGAUCGUGACGGUGAUCUCGACGUUUGGCUUCUACGCCUUUGUGGGCGGCUACGUCAUGUUUGGCGCAAUUGUUCAUGCUACACGUCUUGUUUGCCGCAUUCCUCUAGGUGGUGUUAAUGUCUUGAAUAACGACGGUUGA